CCGCUGCAGACGACGCACCCUAUCACAUUUCUAAUCAUCGGCGCUGGCAUCGCCGGGCUCUCCGCCGCGAUUGCGCUGAGGCGCGUGGGACACGACGUCGUCGUCCUUGAAGCCCUGGAACGGGAGAAGACGCGCGGGUACGGCGGCAUCAGGCUGCCCCCCAAUCUCACCAAGGUGCUCUUCCACUGGGGCCUGCGGAAGCAGCUGGAGGAGAGGGCGCUGGUGUCGCGGCUGAUGCACUACUGCCGGUACGAGACCGCGGGGUUCCUAGGUAACCAAGUGUGGGACACACAAACCCUGAAAGACACGCGGGGGACCUAUAUGGUAGCCACGCACGACGAUCUCCACAACAUUCUCUACGACGCCGCGGUCGCGCACGGCGCGCAGAUACAACACGGCGUGCGCGUCGCGGACGUCGACGCCGCACAGUCCGAGGUCGUUCUCGAGGACGGUGAGCGCAUACACGGAGACGUGAUCGUCGGGGCAGACGGCGAGCGCGGGAGGUGCCGCGGCGUGCUCCUCGGGGAGCCUGCGUCGGGGCGCCCGACGGGGACGGUGCUCUAUCAGUAUGUCUUCCUUUCCUUCUCGCACAUCACAGGGAAGGGCGGCUUAGGGUGGGAUCGAUCUGUGUGUCAUGUCAUUGGGGAUCGCAAGACGCUCGUAUGCUUCCCUGUGCAUGGCAACGAAGAGUAUGCGCUUGAAUUCUUCGGUUAUGAUGAUGUCGAGGGACAGUGGGACGAUGAGCCUAGCGUCACCAUCUCAGAAGUGACGCAAUCGAUCAACCCUCUGUUCAAGCCUCUCUUCGUGAAUUGCCCUCCAGCGGUGCGCAUAUCGGUCCGCGAACACGAAGAGCUCGAAGACUGGGUGUCCGAGGACGGCCCGCUCGUGCUCAUCGGCGAAGCCGCCCACCCGUUCCCCCCCGGCUCGGUGCAGUGCGCGGCGAUGGCGGUCGAGGACGGCGCGGUGCUCGGCCGGCUCUUCGCGCGGCUCACGCACCCGCGGCAGAUCGCGCCGCUGCUCUACGCGUUCGCGGAGGUGCGCACGCCGCGCGUCGCGCUCGUGCGCGCGCGCGACGCGCACGACCUCGCGUUCAUGACGCUCCCCGACGGGCCCGUGCAGCGCGCGCGCGACCGACGCAUGCGCGCGCUCACCGCGCAGGGCAAGAACGUGCUCGAGGACCUCGACGGGGCGCGGCUGUGGGAGGCGCUCUGCACGAUCUUCGGGUACGACUGCGAGGACGAGGCGGAGGACUGGUGGCAGCGGUGGGGCGUCCUACGGGAGGCCGCGCACGGGGACGGGGACGGGGACGGGGACGGGGGCGGGGCGGAGAGCGAGGAGAGUCGGCGGUCGCGCGUGGACUUCUCGCGCAUGUCGGUCUCGGUCUCGACGGACGAGACAACGACGACGACAACGACGACGACUGUAGAGGAUGACGCCCAGGACGCGCGGUGA
Epithele typhae is the source of this 1452-nucleotide messenger RNA. RefSeq names its product FAD/NAD-P-binding domain-containing protein. Gene Ontology annotation, molecular function: monooxygenase activity; FAD binding. Lineage: Eukaryota; Fungi; Basidiomycota; Agaricomycetes; Polyporales; Epitheliaceae. The transcript is spliced from 10 exons. Gene Ontology annotation, biological process: secondary metabolite biosynthetic process. The annotation marks the transcript as partial. The record is from RefSeq and is a predicted model, not a curated record.